UGAUAAACCCAAAUCGAAUUGUGUUCCCGAGACAAAGUAAAAAAACGUAGACUCAGAUUGAAAAUUGAGAUUUAGGUGACUGCACAUAACAGAAACAAAUUAAUGAAAAAAAAAAUGAAAACUGAAAAAAUGGAAAGUAAAAUCAAAGUAGGUAAUUGACUUUCCUCUUUAAUAUGAGGGUGGCGUCUCCAUUUUGAGCAGCCGUUCCCAAGCAUUACACGCUAGAGAGAGAGAGAGAGAGAGAGAGAGAUUUCUUGCAAGAUGAUUCAUUCAUAGAGUUGUUGAGCUGGAUUUUGGUUAACUUGAGCAAUUGGUUUGCCGGAAUCUGCUUCUUGGAGAGAGGGAGAUGUCUGUAGUCCAGAAGGAGUUGAAGGAUUCAGGAUCGUCGUCUCCCUCACGCCCCAAUUCAGCUGAUGGGUCGUCUCCUACAGCGCGGUUCUGCAAUCUCAGAGGUGUCCAGUGGCGUAUAAAUCUCGGCGUUUUACCAUCCAUUUCUUCCUCAAUUGACGAUCUUCGACGAGUGGCUGCGGAUUGUCGGAGGAGGUAUGCGGACGUGAGAAGACACCUUCUGGUUGAUCCCUAUGUUGCCAAGAAUGAGUUUGAAGAGCCAAACCUUGUCAUGGAUAAUCCAUUAUCACAAAAUCCAGAUAGUAUGUGGGGCCGCUUUUUCCGUAAUGCUGAGCUGGAGAAAAUGUUAGAUCAGGAUUUGUCAAGAUUGUAUCCAGAACAUGGCAGUUAUUUUCAGACUUCAGCUUGUCAAGCAAUGCUGCGACGAAUAUUGCUGCUUUGGUGCCUUAAAUACCCAGAAACUGGUUAUAAACAAGGGAUGCAUGAACUUUUAGCACCAUUACUGUAUGUACUUCAUGUUGAUGUGCAACAUCUAUGUCAAGUAAGAAAGCUCCAUGAGAACCAUUUCAAUGACAGGUUUGAUGGUAUGUCUUUCACUGAGAGUAACAUGGAACAGAAUGAGUUUUCAGCCAGCGGUUCUCAUCUUUUUACAAACCAGGCACUGCGGAAUAGGGAUGGUGAUAGUCUUUCCGGAAGCCUUGGAAAGCUAAGCAGUCUUGACGAGCUGGAUCCAGAUGUGAGAACCAUUAUAAUGGCAAGUGAUGCAUAUGGUGCAGAAGGGGAACUUGGUAUUCUUUUGUCAGAGAGAUUUCUGGAACAUGAUGCUUAUUGCAUGUUCGAUGCUUUGAUGAGUGGUGCAGGUGGUGUGGUAACCAUGGCAGACUUCUUUUCUACUUCACCCUCCAUUAGAUCUUUGACAGGGUUGCCUCCAGUUAUUGAAAUGUCUUCUUCAUUGUACAGUUUGUUAUCAAUUGUUGAUUCUUCAUUACAUUCUCACCUUGUGGAGCUUGGUGUUGAGCCUCAAUACUUUGCCUUGCGAUGGUUGCGUGUGCUAUUUGGUAGAGAAUUUUUGCUUGAGAACCUCUUGGUUGUCUGGGAUGCUAUAUUUGAAUCACUUAACAGACCCAUUGAUUCCAGUGUUGAUGAUGAUUCUGGAUUUAAAAUUGCUAGUUCUGAUCGAGGAGCAUUUAUUUCUGGGAUGGCUGUUUCAAUGAUGCUUCAAGUGCGAUCUUCCUUGUUGGCAACUGAGAAUGCCACCUCCUGUCUUCAGAGACUGUUGAACUUUCCAGAGAAUGUAGACGUACAGAAACUGAUUGACAAGGCAAGAUCUUUGCAGGUCCUUGCACUUGAAACACGUGUCUUGCAAUCUCCUUCACCUGUUUUUCAUGAAAGGAGCAGAUCAUCAACUGGAAGAACUCAAAGCCUUAGCUCGCCACUCAAGCUCUCUGGUUCUCCUAGUGUCCCCAUCAGUCCUGUGCGUGAGAGUUAUUGGGAAGAGAAAUGGAGGAUUUCAGUAUUGCAGAAGCCAGAUCAUCAAAAAGGAGAUGCAAGUAAUCGACUAUCAGCCGAAAAUGAAGGGCUUGGAAAACCACAAACCAAUUUGGUAAGAGCAGAGUCAGAUCCCUCUCCAACAAAUUUAAGAAAGGAUAAAAGGAGACCUCAUGGGCCUGUAAGAAGGAGAUUGUUGGAUGAACUAGCUGAGGAGGUUGGAUCCAAUAGAAACAUGGAAGAAAUUAAUGUGCAGGAUAAUUCUGUUCAAGCUUCAGGAAUAGAUUCAGAAGUUCAGAAGGAUUCAGGGGAGAUUGAAGGAGAUGAUGCAAAGAGGAACUUUUCUUGUCUGGAUGAUGAUAUAUGUCAGGACAGAAUUUUGACUGGUGAGGACUCUCCGGUCUUCUCUGCAUCCACCUGUUCUCUUGGCCAAAAUCCUGAUAUUGAAAAUGAUUCUGACAAGAGUAGCACUGAUAUACCUCUUUCUGAUGAAACUGAAGACAUCAGGACCAGCAACACAGACGAAUUAUGUGUUGCAUCUACUUCUCAGCCAUUCCCAGGUUUCGUCUCCACUGAAGAGAGCCCAAGGAAAAUAGAGUCUGAUGCAGGUGUUCAAAUUUGUGGUGACGUACUGAAUGAAAAACAAGCAGCAUUCAAGGAGCGCAAGCCUUUGUCUGGUAAAUUUCAAUGGUUUUGGAGGUUCGGUCGAAAUAAUGCUGAUGAUAGCACAAAUAAAAGUGGAAUCGAGCCAACAAGGUUAACGAAAGAUGAAAGCAGUAUCCCUCAAGAUUCUUCUGACUCUUCAAGUGCAGAAGCUUGUGCAAAUUCAUACCCAUCUAGCAGUGGAACAGAUGGUGCAGACAAGAAUUUGCUUGCCACUUUGCGAAGUCUUGGGCAGUCGAUGCUGGAAAAUAUUCAGGUGAUUGAAUCAGCAUUCCAGCCUGAAAGGAGUCAAGUUGGGCCACUGAACUUAUCAAGGAACAUUCUUGGAGGGAAGGGACAAGUAACAGCCAUGACAGCUCUCAAGGAACUGAGGAAGAUCAGCAAUCUCUUGUCAGAAAUGUAGGCGUAGCAACUGUGAAUACAUUUUUGUAAUUAUAUUCUUUCUAGCAUGAAGGAGAUGAUAUUUCCUUUUUCAAUGUUCCAUCAAACAACUGAAUAAGAAUAAACAGCCAAGAGGGAAUUGAAAACUAAUACGAUUGUUGCCAUCCGAAGUAUUGAAUGUGAUUGCACAGAAGUUGAAGCAAUAUAUCUUUGGGCAA
Nymphaea colorata (pocket water lily) is the source of this 3098-nucleotide messenger RNA. RefSeq lists its product as uncharacterized. The record is from RefSeq and is a predicted model, not a curated record. The transcript has 6 exons. Gene Ontology annotation, molecular function: GTPase activator activity. Gene Ontology annotation, biological process: activation of GTPase activity. The coding region runs from base 347 to 2902 and encodes 851 amino acids. NCBI's taxonomy places the organism in Eukaryota, Viridiplantae, Streptophyta, Magnoliopsida, Nymphaeales, Nymphaeaceae.